AUGACUGAAAGAACUAGAAACUCACAUGCUUCAACCCCUGCGAACCCUACUGCAGACACUCAGAAGCAGCCACCCGAACCAUGGAUAACCCCCAUGGAAGAAGUCCCAGAGGACUUACCAACCACUUGCGGGACAUCAUUCUCUGCAUCUGUGACAGAGGAACUCUCUGAACCCACAAAUGAACCAAUCUCAGUGAAGAACAUUCUUGAGCACCUCUCACAGAAUCAAGCUAUUUUUCUACAAGAAAUGCUUACUGCCUGCAAACACUCUCAAACUGAGUCUCUAGACAUGAUCUUCAGAGACACCUGUGAACUGAAAAGAAACUUUCUCAAGCUGCAAUCACUUAAGAUCAUCUAUUGA
Molecule: messenger RNA, 360 nt
Organism: Blastomyces gilchristii SLH14081
Lineage: Eukaryota; Fungi; Ascomycota; Eurotiomycetes; Onygenales; Ajellomycetaceae
Exons: 1
Coding region: 1-360 (119 amino acids)
Source: RefSeq, a predicted model, not a curated record